GGCGGCGGCGGGGGCCCGGGCGGCGCGGGGCUGAGGGGGCGCCGCUCCGGGGGGCGGGAGCCGGGGCCCGGGCCGGCUGGCGCGGGGGCUAUGAUGACCCGGCGGCGGGGCCCCGGAUCUCGUCUCCUACGCCGCCUCGGCACGGCAGCCCCCGCGCGCGGCUGAGACCCAAACACGCCGGCGGUAUGGCAUCACAGCUGCAGGUGUUUUCCCCCCCAUCAGUGUCGUCGAGUGCCUUCUGCAGUGCAAAGAAAUUGAAAAUAGAACCCUCUGGCUGGGAUGUUUCAGGACAGAGCAGCAACGACAAAUAUUAUACCCACAGCAAAACCCUCCCAGCCACUCAAGGACAAGCAAACUCCUCUCACCAGGUAGCAAAUUUCAACCUUCCUGGUUACGACCAGGGUCUCCUCCUCCCAGCUCCCGCAGUGGAGCACAUUGUUGUGACAGCCGCCGACAGCUCCGCCAGUGCUGCUACUUCGACCUUUCAGAGCAGCCAAACUCUGACUCACAGAAGCAACGUUUCUUUACUUGAGCCAUAUCAAAAAUGUGGACUGAAAAGAAAAAGUGAGGAAGUUGACAGCAACGGUAGCGUGCAGAUCAUAGAAGAACAUCCCCCUCUCAUGCUGCAAAACAGGACUGUGGUGGGUGCUGCUGCCACAACCACCACUGUGACCACGAAGAGUAGCAGUUCCAGCGGAGAAGGGGAUUACCAGCUUGUCCAGCACGAGAUCCUUUGCUCUAUGACCAAUAGCUAUGAAGUCUUGGAGUUUCUAGGCAGGGGGACUUUUGGACAAGUGGCUAAGUGCUGGAAGCGGAGCACCAAGGAAAUUGUGGCGAUUAAAAUUUUGAAGAACCAUCCUUCCUAUGCCAGACAAGGACAGAUUGAAGUGAGCAUCCUUUCCCGCUUAAGCAGUGAAAAUGCCGAUGAGUAUAAUUUUGUGCGUUCUUACGAGUGCUUUCAGCAUAAGAAUCACACCUGCCUUGUGUUCGAGAUGCUGGAGCAGAAUUUAUAUGACUUCCUAAAGCAGAACAAGUUCAGUCCACUGCCACUCAAGUACAUUAGACCAAUCUUACAGCAGGUGGCCACUGCCCUGAUGAAGCUCAAGAGUCUCGGGCUAAUUCACGCUGACCUUAAACCUGAAAAUAUUAUGUUGGUUGAUCCUGUGCGCCAGCCCUACCGAGUGAAGGUCAUUGACUUUGGUUCUGCCAGUCAUGUUUCCAAAGCUGUGUGCUCAACCUACUUACAGUCCCGUUACUAUAGAGCACCUGAAAUUGUUCUUGGAUUGCCGUUUUGUGAAGCUAUUGAUAUGUGGUCACUGGGCUGUGUGAUAGCCGAGCUGUUUCUGGGAUGGCCACUUUAUCCUGGUGCUUCAGAGUAUGAUCAGAUCCGUUACAUUUCACAAACCCAGGGCUUGCCAGCUGAAUAUCUUCUCAGUGCUGGGACAAAAACCACCAGGUUUUUCAACAGAGAUCCUAAUUUGGGAUACCCACUGUGGAGGCUUAAGACACCUGAAGAACAUGAAAUGGAGACUGGAAUCAAAUCAAAAGAAGCUCGAAAGUACAUUUUUAAUUGUUUAGAUGACAUGGCUCAGGUGAAUAUGUCUACAGACUUAGAGGGAACAGAUAUGUUGGCCGAGAAGGCAGAUCGAAGAGAAUACAUAGAUCUGUUAAAAAAAAUGCUAACAAUUGAUGCAGAUAAGAGAAUUACUCCUCUGAAAACUCUCAAUCAUCAGUUUGUGACAAUGACUCACCUUCUGGAUUUUCCACAUAGCAAUCAUGUUAAGUCUUGUUUUCAGAACAUGGAGAUCUGCAAGCGGAGGGUUCACAUGUAUGAUACAGUGAGUCAGAUCAAGAGUCCGUUCACUACACAUGUUGCCCCCAAUACAAGCACAAAUCUAACCAUGAGCUUCAGCAACCAGCUCAACACAGUGCACAAUCAGGCUAGUGUUCUAGCUUCCAGUUCUACGGCAGCAGCUGCUACGCUUUCUUUGGCCAAUUCAGAUGUUUCCCUGCUCAACUACCAGUCAGCUCUGUACCCGUCAUCCGCAGCGCCAGUUCCUGGAGUUGCCCAACAGGGUGUUUCCUUGCAGCCUGGGACCACCCAGAUUUGCACACAGACAGACCCUUUCCAACAAACGUUUAUAGUAUGUCCACCUGCUUUUCAAACUGGACUACAAGCAACCACAAAACAUUCUGGAUUCCCUGUGAGGAUGGAUAAUGCUGUGCCAAUUGUCCCCCAGGCACCGGCGGCUCAGCCACUGCAGAUACAGUCAGGAGUUCUUACACAGGGAAGCUGUACACCACUAAUGGUAGCAACUCUCCACCCUCAAGUAGCCACCAUCACACCGCAGUAUGCGGUGCCCUUUACUCUGAGCUGCGCAGCCGGCCGGCCGGCGCUGGUUGAACAGACUGCCGCUGUACUGCAGGCUUGGCCUGGGGGAACCCAGCAAAUUCUCCUGCCUUCAACUUGGCAACAGUUGCCUGGAGUAGCUCUGCACAACUCUGUCCAGCCUACAGCAGUGAUUCCAGAGGCCAUGGGCAGUGGCCAGCAGCUCACAGACUGGAGGAAUGCCCACUCUCAUGGGAACCAGUAUAGCACUAUCAUGCAGCAGCCGUCCUUGCUCACGAACCACGUGACACUGGCCACUGCUCAGCCCUUGAAUGUUGGUGUUGCCCAUGUGGUCAGACAGCAGCAGUCCAGCUCCCUCCCUUCCAAGAAGAACAAGCAGUCUGCUCCAAUUUCUUCUAAGACUUUUCCUUCCAGGUCCUCUCUGGAUGUUCUGCCUUCUCAAGUCUAUUCUUUGGUUGGAAGCAGUCCCCUCCGGUCUACAUCUUCAUACAAUUCCUUAGUCCCUGUCCAAGAUCAGCAUCAGCCAAUCAUCAUUCCGGAUACUCCCAGCCCUCCUGUAAGUGUUAUUACUAUCCGUAGUGACACUGAUGAGGAAGAGGACAACAAAUACAAGCCUAAUAGCUCUGGCCUGAAGCCAAGGUCCAAUGUCAUCAGUUAUGUCACUGUCAAUGAUUCUCCGGACUCUGACUCUUCCUUGAGCAGCCCUUAUUCCACGGAUAACCUGAGUGCGCUCCGGGGCAACAAUGGCCCGGUAGCGGAGGGGCCCAGCAAAGUCGGGGAUGGCACUAGUACCCGCACCAUCAUCGUGCCUCCACUGAAAACUCAGCUUGGCGACUGCACUGUAGCAACCCAGGCCUCAGGCCUCCUGAGCAGUAAGACCAAGCCAGUGGCCUCAGUGAGUGGACAGUCAUCUGGAUGUUGUAUCACCCCCACAGGGUACCGAAUGCAACGUGGGGGGACCAGCACAGCACAGCCACUCAACCUUAGCCAGAACCAGCAGUCAUCGGCAGCUCCCACCUCCCAGGAGAGAAGCAGCAACCCUGCUCCCCGCAGGCAGCAGGCGUUUGUCGCCCCGCUCUCCCAGGCCCCCUAUGCCUUCCAGCACGGCAGCCCCCUGCACUCAACAGGCCACCCACACCUGGCCCCGGCCCCUGCUCACCUGUCCAGCCAGCCUCACCUGUACACGUACGCUGCUCCUACCUCUGCAGCGGCACUGGGCUCCACCAGCUCCAUUGCUCAUCUCUUCUCCCCCCAGGGUUCCUCACGGCAUGCUGCAGCUUAUACCACACACCCCAGCACUCUAGUGCACCAGGUCCCCGUCAGUGUUGGGCCCAGCCUCCUCACUUCUGCCAGCGUGGCCCCCGCUCAGUACCAACACCAGUUUGCCACCCAGUCCUACAUUGGGUCUUCCCGAGGCUCGACAAUUUACACUGGAUACCCUCUGAGUCCCACCAAGAUCAGCCAAUAUUCCUACUUGUAGUUGGCGCGUGUGAGGAAGGAAGGCCCUGGUUGCCUGCCCUGCCCUGGCCUGAGUCGUGAUAAACGCCUCGGCCGCGCUCCUCCCUGGCCCUGUUUGGAAACCCCAGCAGCUCCGUCUGCAGGGCCCGCCGAUGCAGAUCUUUCUCUAGGGAGCCAUGUCGAUGCUGACUGAUUGUUGUAGUCUACAGAAGUCUGUCCUGUUUUUUAAUUCUUUAUUUUUGUGAUAGCGUUUUUGAUAUUUGGAUUCAGAUGUCCAUCUUCUGCAGUUGCUAAGGAAGAUAAAUGGUUCUGAAGUUACCCUCUGAAAAAUAAUAACAUUGAAAAAUAUUUUGUGUCUCUGACUUGAUUUCUAUAACUGCUUUUAAAAAACGAGCUCUUUUGAAAAUUUAACUUUUGUUUCUUAGAAUUGCUGGUCAGAGGGAAAAUGCCGAUAGAAAUUGGACUUGAAAUCUGGUUAACAAGCAAGAAUUACUCUUUUCUUUUUACUGUCACUGUCACUGUCAUCCCGUUGCUCACCGAUUUGCUCGAGCAGGCACCAGUAACGUCUCCAUUUGAGACUUGUCUGUUACUGUUUUUGGCAUGUUGAAUACGCCACGGGUAGCUUGCCAGGCUCUGCCGUGUAGGCGAGAUACUCUCUGGUAGCUUGCCAGGCUCUCUGAGAGGGGCGGAGGAAUCGAACCCGGGUCAGCCGUGUGCAGGGUGAACGCCCUACCGCUGUGCUAUUGCUCCAGCCCACUCUUCUUUUAAAUUAAAAUGUUAAAAAUUUGCCAUUUUGUUUUACAGGCCUCUUGAGCAAGUCUGUAUUUACUAUCAGGCAUUUCUCCUCAAAAUUUUACCUUUGUUUAUAGGACAUUUAAACUUUCAGUGUGUUUAUUUUGUUUUCAUGUCACAUUAAACUUAAUGGGAAAUUGUUAUUGUUGUAAACUGGUUACAUACUACUCUGUAUUGCUGUUGGGAUUCUCUCAUUUUUAAUCUAAGUGGUGUUGAAAAGGCAGCUCACCAGUGGCUGAUAUUCUUAGUGUGAGAGAUUGAAUGUGUCAGGUAUUCUUGUUAGAUGAAGCACCAGUGCAGUCUUUUAAGAUUAUAUUUUAAAGACCCUUCUCUCUGAUUCAGUUUAAAUUUUAUUAUUGGAAAAGCCAUCAAGGUGGUUAUUAUUGUGUGGUGGUGGUGGUGGUUUUAUUAUAUGCAACAUCUCUGUAUUAUGUGAUAUCGGCAUCGAUGAGCUUUGCCUACAAAUUAGUAUGAAAUUUCAGUAAUACACCUCUCUCGCUCUCUUUCUCUUUAUCUCUUUCUCCUCGCCUUUCUCUGCAUCACCUCUCUCUGUUCUGUGUGAUUUAUUUGGGGAGAAAGCUAAAGAAUCUGAAACCAGAUAAGAACGUUAUUGUGUAUAGCUUUUAUACUUUAAAGUAGCUUCCUUUGUAUGCCAGCAGCAAAUUGAAUGCUCUCUUAUUAAGACUCAUACAAUAAGUGCAUGUAGGAAUUGGAAAAAAAUAUUUUAAAAAUUUAUUACUGAAUUUAAAAUAUUUUAGAAGUUUUGUAAUGGUGGUGUUUUAAUAUUUUGCAUAAUUAAAUAUGUACAUAUUGAUUAGAAACUAUAACAGCAAUUUUUUUCCUGCUAACCCCAAAUGUUAUUUGUAAUCAAAUGUGUAGUGAUUACACUUGAAUUGUGUAUUUAGUGUGUAUUUGAUCCUCCAGUGUUACCCGGGAGAUAGAAUUGAUGUCUCCAUUGUAUUUAAACCAAAAUGAACUGAUACUCGUUGGAAUGUAUGUGAACUAAUUGCAGUUAUAUUAGCGCAUUGUUACUGUAGUGCUGAGUGAGCAGGGGCAUUGCUUGCCAGGAGAGCAGACCCUUGGGCUUGUUUUGCACAGGUGUGUCUGGUGAGGAGUUGUUCGUGUGUCUCUUCCUUCCCUCUCUCCCUUCCCUUAUUGUAGUGCCUUAUAUGAUAACGUAGUGGUUAAUAGAGUUUACAGUGAGCUUGCCUUAGGAUGGACAGCAAGCCCCCGUGGACCCUGUGCUGUUCACUGGGAUUUACCAGAGCAGGAUUAGUAGCUGUGUUGUGUAAAUAUAUUGUUCUCAGUUUCCCUGCUGGCAUUGGAAAAGAAAAACAGCAUUUUUCUCCUUUAUUGCCCCUUUCCAUUUUGGAAUCCCAGCAGAAGUUCUCACAGAAGCAUCUCCCCCUUGCGGCUCUCUCACUGUGCGUUGCUACCUUGCUUCUGUGAGAAUUCAGAAAGCAGGUGAGAGGAGUCAAGCCAAUAGUAUGUCUGCAAUUUUUUUUUUUAAGUAUGUGCAAUCAUUUAGAAUGAGAGGGUUUUUUUUCUUUCUCUCUCCCUUUUCCCGUGUGGUAGUCCUUCCUGCAAAUAGUUGACAUUCCUAGUGAAAUACUUGUUGAAAAAAGAUAAACAGAUGUGUUUAUACCAAAGAGCCUGUUGUAUUGCUUACCACGUCCCCAUGCUACAGAGUUAUUUGGUAAUCCGCUAGUGACAGGGAACUCACAGAAAAGUUUCUCUGCCAGCGAAGAAGAUGAGAAGGACCCAAAGCCCACUGAGGCAUUGGGCAUUUGUGGUUUCUCUUUAACAACGAUAUUCUUGGGGCCCUUCAGCUGUGAAAUUGUCCUUGUACUCUCGGCUCCUGCAUGGAUCUGGGUCCAAUAGAGGGUACUGGGGGUUGGGAUGUAUGUCCCUGCCACUAAGAGACUUUCAGGAAGAAGGUAAACCCUAAGAUACUGGUGUGUUCCAUCAGAAUUGAAAAUGUCGUCUUUGAGGGGUAAGUCUAGGACUGGUUCUUUGUGGAGAUGGUGUCAAGGAGGUGCAGGAUGGAGAUGGGAGAUUUCCUGGAGCCUGGUCAGCACUGCACCAGGUGGAACCUCAAGGAGCUGUCAAGGGUUUGGAGUUUCUUCUUUGAAAGCAGUAAGGACUGCGGGGGGGGGGGGGGGGGUGGUCAGUACAGCCUGCCAGGGACCUGUUGGUGUUUUCAAGAUACUUUUCUUUUUCAAUCAUAUUGAAUUGGUUUGCAGUACUCUAUUGGUCAAGAUCCCCACGAAGUUUGUAUGGUUUUUGUCACUAGUCAGCAUGUGUGAUCUGUCUCCUUUUUAUGAAGCACAUUCAGAUUUCCUUGCUCAAAGGCAGAUCUGAUUUUUUAAAGAAAACAUAUUUUGUUCCUUAUCAUUCCUCUACAAGGAAUAAGAUUUGUUUUUUGUAAGAAAUGAGAUGCAGGAAGAAAAAAAAAAAUUGAACAUUCCACUUGCCCCCUAAUCCAGUGUCUUUUUUGAUAGUAAUUUUAACUUCCACACACUGAAAAGACAAAACCAAGAGCUAUCACCUUACUAGUAGCAUUCGAGAGUUUAGAAAUUUUUCUGUUUUGGCUUGGAAAUUGACAUUUAAGGUUUACCGUGAUAAAAAUCCUCCCGUGUCUGCUGAAUGUGUACGAGCUCAGUGUGGCUUUCGAUGCUGUCUCUGGAACAUUGAACAUUGUCGGCAUGACCAAAUGGGAGAAGCUCUGUGAAUUUAGUGAGCCGGUCCUGAUCACAGUGAGGACUUAAGGCUUUAAGUCCUCUCUGAACUUGCAUUUCCACCUUCUCCCUUUGAGAGUGAGAGAGUGGGGAAGGGUAAAGUACAGCCACUCCAGGCUCAUCAGGACACUUUAUCCUCCAGAGUUCGGAAUUAUUCCCGGGAGGUGAUACAUUUCGACAAAGCCCAGGAAUAAGAUUUCCAAACAACUCUAGCCAUUCAUCGUCCUUCAUCCUCCACUACAGGGGCUAAGCUUGACUGUCCUUAACCAGGCCAGCAUCAUAAUGUGUGUUUUAUUCAGCAUUAUUAUGCAAAACCCACUGGAUGGUUUGUUUUCAGAUAGGAAAUGAAAUUGCCUCUCAGUGACUGGAAUGGCCCAAGCCUGCUUCCUGUUUUGAUUUUCUUUCUUUUUUUUUUUUUAACUGAUGGAUGGUGCAGCAUGUCUAGAUGGGUUUUUUUUGCUGAACUUUAUAUAAUGUGUGCUUUUGAUUCAGCUUGAAGAAUAAUUCACUACAUGUAGCAGUACAUUAUAUGUAAUGUUAGUAUUUCUGCUUUGAACCCUUGAUAUUGCAGUGAAGUUCCAACUUGAUUAAAUGUAAUUUGAUAUGCUAGUUAAUGUGUGUGAUUUAAACUUUUUUAAAAAUUUUCCUUUUUUCCUUUUCUGGUUGUGCGCUUCCUUUUACAACAAGCCUCUAGAAACAGUUUCUGAGAAUUACUGAGCUAUGUUUGUAAUGCAGAUGUACUUAGGGAGUAUGUAAAAUAAUCAUUUUAACAAAAAAUAAUAGAUAUUUAAAAUUUAAUACUAACUAUGGGAAAAGGGUCCAUUGUGUAAAACAUAGUUUAUCUUUGGAUUCAAUGUUUGUCUUUGGUUUUACAAAGUAGCUUGUAUUUUCAGUAUUUUCUACAUAAUAUGGUAAAAUGUAGAGCAAUUGCAAUGCAUCAAUAAAAUGGGUAAAUUUUCUGA
Messenger RNA from Sorex araneus (European shrew), 8300 nucleotides. It is a transcript of the gene HIPK1, whose product is annotated as homeodomain interacting protein kinase 1. NCBI's taxonomy places the organism in Eukaryota, Metazoa, Chordata, Mammalia, Eulipotyphla, Soricidae. Gene Ontology annotation, molecular function: ATP binding; protein serine/threonine kinase activity; protein tyrosine kinase activity. The record is from RefSeq and is a predicted model, not a curated record. The coding region runs from base 186 to 3830 and encodes 1214 amino acids. The transcript has 16 exons. Gene Ontology annotation, cellular component: PML body; cytoplasm; nucleus. Gene Ontology annotation, biological process: smoothened signaling pathway; peptidyl-threonine phosphorylation; intrinsic apoptotic signaling pathway in response to DNA damage by p53 class mediator.